AUGCCAGAUACCUUAACCAGGCCGCUUGCCGUUGGCCUCCCCCGGCAAGCGACAUUCCGACGUCAGAACUCUGAAAGACGAGAUCGAUUGUUCCCGAUCGAACCUUGUCAUGCCGAGAGGAGAGCCGUCUCGUCGACUAGGCACGCUUCUAUAAGCUUACCCAGACGACGAGCAGCUUCUACGCCACCCUAUUGGGAUCCAGGUCAGACCUCUGCGCCCGCAGUAACUGGAGCCAACACGGCGGAUGCCGGUAUUAGUGAUUCCCCUGUCAGUACCGUUCCUCUACCCCAGGAGUCAACCUAUCCCGAGCCUAUUGAGGACCUCUGGUCUCAGGACGAAUACCGACCCCCAAGGCCCCCUUCAAGGACUUCUUCUGAUGACUCUCACUAUCCCCAAAUGGCUAUCGCCGACGACAAGGCAGAAUUGAGGGACGAACUUGAUCACCGAUGGAUCCUCAACCUCAGUAUGCAUUUCCGGGAUAAGUCAGACCGAGAAAAGUUCUUCGUGACCUAUGCACAGACCCCCAACUUCUGGCGGCGGGUGACUAUCUCAUGUGACUAUCGCAAUGCUGAACCAGGUUCCCUGGAGAUGGACCUCAAAGAACUACAGUUUCAACGGGACAAGAGCAUGCAAAUCUACGAGUCAAUACGUGAUUCACUCCCUGAGAUCCAAUUCUAUGACACAGUUACUAACCUCAAACUGGAAACUACUGAUGGCCGUCUCCAUGUUCAUGUGACUGAGGAUGUCAAUGAGAUCAUUCCAUACCCCCCCAAGACCACCCUUUCCCACAUCCUCAACGAUGAAGCCUUUCGUCCUAUGCAAGUCCGGGAAAGUGAGCUGACGUUCGAUUCGCACCUUUCCGGGUUUGUUUACAAGGUUCUACAUAAGGGUACAGUCUACAUCAAGAAAGAAAUUCCCGGUCCGGACACAGUGGACGAAUUCUUAUAUGAAAUCAAUGCCCUGCAUGCGCUACAUGAUUCCAACCAUGUCAUCAAACUCGAAGCUGUCAUCCUUGAUGACACGGAGUCUGUUGUCAAAGGGCUCUUGAUAGGCUAUGCGGAACGGGGCGCCAUUGUGGAUCUCCUUUACGACCACAGAGGAGCAAUCGCUUGGGAGGAUCGUUGCAGGUGGGCAGAACAAGCCGUUCGUGGUCUCAGUGAAAUACACGAAGAAGGCUAUGUUCAGGGCGAUUUCACGCUUUCAAACAUUGUGGUCGACGGCAAUGGAAAUGCUAAGAUCAUUGAUAUCAACCGGCGAGGCUGUCCUGUGGGGUGGGAGCCCCCCGAAAUUGCCACUAAGAUUGCCAGCAACCAACGAAUUUCAAUGUACAUCGGCGAAAAGUCGGACAUCUAUCAACUCGGCAUGACUCUGUGGGCUUUGGCGAUGGAUGAUGAUGAACCAGAACGGCAUGUGCCACCUUUGAGCGUAGAGGAAUUUCCAUCGGAUGUCCCGGACUGGUAUCAAGAUAUUGUUCGGAUCUGCUUGUCUUCUCGUCCGAGGGAUCGACUAUCCGCAAAAGAGCUAGUUGGCUUGUUCCCAUCGAGGAUAUCCAGUCCAUCUGACCAAAUCUCCUCGCAACGACGACCUACCCUGAAAUUGCGGACAGUAAAGAAAUAUAUCGAUCCGGCGGAUGCAGUCGAGCGGGACGACAUCCUACGAUUGAGUUCAAGCAUACAAGAACACGAAGCGCCUCCUUACUCACCGGAAAGCUCAAGAGAUGAUUACACAUUCACGUAUCCGAAGUCAUCCAACUAUGAGUUCGAGAGCGAGACCUCAGGCUACGAUCGACCGAGAGGCAGACGACCGCCUACCAACUAUGCGCACCUUGGAAAGUAUGAGAGACAUCAUUGGGAAUCUGAGGAUGAGGGACCCACCCCAACUGAGGACUUGGAACCAAACAUUGUGGCUAUAUCUCCGGGAAUGGAUCGAGAGUUUGAUGAGCUCGAACUGGAUGGACAUCCUUACUUGGUUUCCCGUCGCACGUUUAACGACGAUGAACUGAAGAUCUUAGAAGGUCCUCCGCAAGUGGAGAGCAGCGUUUCAGACCAAGAACUCGAAUCUGACAUGAGUGUAACCGAGGUUUCCUGCUUCACUGAUACAUCUCACGCGGUACCAGUCCGACGCCCGUCGCUCCUCGCUGCAACUUCUGCCACUUCUGAAAGUACGCCUCGGAAUAGCCAGGAGCUCCUUUCUACCUUGUCUCAGUAUCGGCCUGAAAAUCCUGAAGGUCUUGGUAUUUCGACUGAGAAGCUGGAGAUUGGAUCCGGGAAGCCAGAAGCCGCAAUUGAGAAUGUGCGGGAUCCGACAGAGGAACAUCCGGAGGAUGUGGCUCGGAAUUUCAUUGAUGUGACACAGGAUUCAGAGUACGAAACCGAGUAUUCAGAAGACGCAACGAAGACUCCUCGGGAAUCCGCCGAGAAGAUUGAGGUCAUACCUAGCGACUCGGAAGAUCCGGCGCAUAUGAUGUUGAACUCGGCUAAGGAUAUGGAGCACUUGCCGGAGGCCCCGACACUGUCGACUGAUCAACCAUGCGAAUCCGUGGAGAAGCCGGAAAUCUCGAUAGAGGAUGCAGAAAACUUGAUCGGAAACACCCCAAAGGCUUGUGAACCAGUCGAAAAUGCCACAGAUAGCCCGAGCAUCACAACACACAAUACUGAGCAGAUGGCCGAAGUAGAGAACAACGCGCCCCAGCUUACGGACACCCACAUGGGGACACUGGGUUCGGUGCUCGAGGAAGUAGAGAAGUGCAGCGGGCGACCCAAGGACACGAUCCAGAAUCUAGAGGUGGAGCUAGAUUGCCUAAGUCGAGGCGAUGACAACAGAGCCCCGAAUAAAGGCCACGUCCUUGCUGUCAACGAUGAUUCGGAUUUCUUAACAGCUGGUUCCAAGGAUACCGAAGCGCAGAAAAACACGGACCGACCUUUAAGCACAGCAGCGAGAGGACUACCGAGUCUGCAAUUCGUUGACAGUGGUUACGACGAACAGUUUCCAGGGCUUGAUGGUGAUAGUGACCUUUCUCAAAUACCACCAAUCACUCAGUCGCCACCAAAAUCAGACAAGCUGCCUGCGCAGGAGAGCCAUCCUCUUCUCGCUGAUAAAGCUUGGCAUGGUGGGGAGAUGUCUCUAGUAUCCGAUCACGUUUGUGAAGAUACUCCUACCUCGAGUGACGCCAAGCUCCUUGUUUCAUGGGAAGGUCGAUCAGUGACUGAAGCACUCCGUACCUCGCCACCAGAUAACGACCCAUCUACCAAGGCUAACGCGGGCGACAUAAUACAAACAGGGCUACCGAAUGAGUGA
Messenger RNA from Fonsecaea monophora, 3297 nucleotides. RefSeq lists its product as hypothetical. Gene Ontology annotation, molecular function: ATP binding; protein kinase activity. The record is from RefSeq and is a predicted model, not a curated record. Gene Ontology annotation, biological process: protein phosphorylation. The transcript has a single exon. Lineage: Eukaryota; Fungi; Ascomycota; Eurotiomycetes; Chaetothyriales; Herpotrichiellaceae. Bases 1 to 3297 code for a protein of 1098 amino acids.